AUGGCCUCUUCGUUGUUGGCCCUCAGUGAUUUAAUACGAUUCCAAUUGGAGCGCAUCAAACUAGAUGAAUUCACCUACAAGGAUGAGUUGCAUCUGCUGCGCCAACUGUUGGCGCUCGAUAUGCCACAACCGAUGCACGCGCUACACUCAAACGGCAGCAGUCAAGAGCAUAACCAGCCAACGCAAGCGAACGCGGUGCCGCUACCAACAUGCACACCGACCACACAAGCGCAAGUGCAAACGCAGUUGCCGGCGCACACGCAGACGCAAACACCUUUGCGCCUGCAAGCGCCACAGCAUCACCAACAUCAACAGCAGCAGCAGCCGCCACCACAACAACAGUACAUACACGCGUUGGGACCAUUGCCGCCGCCACCAUCAUCGUCGUCRCCCGCGUCGCAAUACAAGCCAAAGUCAUUGCCGCAAAAUCACUAUCCACCGCCGCCAACACAAAGUCAGAGUCAAUGUCAGCUCAGCAGCGCGGCGUACGGUCAAUCGUACAAUAAUAGCCAGCAGCAUCAAAACGCGAAUCAUCACAACAGUCACGGUCACAGUCAGAGCCAACAGAAUCUCUAUCCACCCAGCUAUAGUCCGGUGCAACAAAAUCAACUCAACUACACGCAGAGUCAGAAGCAGCGACAAAAGCAACGCCGCUUUCAGCAGCAAAAUUCUAAGCGCUCACAACAAUAUUUGCAACAACAGCAGCAGCAACAACAGCCACAGAAUCGCAGCAAAUUGCAUGUUGGCGCGCCGUCAGAUAGUGAUGGCGCAGCCACGGCGGAUGAGUCGAACAAUGCCGCCGCUGGCGCCAACAAUCAUCAUCAACAGCAACAGCAGCAAACGCCGUCACCUGGUGUUGCUGGCGUCUAUGUUGGCGCCGCCUGCAAUGGCGGUAUUGGCGCGCUUGGUAGUAGCGGUGAGCUGGCGGAUGAGGAGCUAGUGGGCGCGGUUGGUGGCGGCGCCAACGCGGCAAAUGGUGGCAUUGGCGGCAGUGAAGAUGGCUCCAGUGCCAGCAGCAAUGCUGACCUACACAAGGAUUUCAAAGUCCAAGUACUCGAGUGGUUUCAACAGUUGUACGUCCAAACGGAAUCGUUCAGAUCGGACGAGGAGUCACAACGUGUCCGUGAGGCGGGCAAUAAUUGCUAUCGCAAGGAACAUCAUCCACUCAAGGCAUGCGAUCUAUAUACUGAGGCUAUAUUUUUAGCGCCCGUCGAAGAGGAUGCAGACAAUACGACAGCGGCAAUGGCGCAUGCGAAUCGUUCGACUGUGUUGCAUGAUUACGGCAUGUAUGAGGAAGCCUACGACGAUUGCCUGUGCGCGCUGGAGCUCGGCUAUCCGGAAGAGUAUAACGCGUUGAUCAAACUACGCCAAGCCGCUUGUGCCUUAAAGUUGCGUAACUUUGCGCUCUGYGAACUGCAUGUGCACGAGCUGCUGCACAUGGAUCUCUCCGAGGCGUUUGAGGCACGUACACACGAACUUUGGCACGAAUGCGAGGUGCUGAAAUCGGAAAARGUCGAUAUGGGCGUGCAAACGGACGACGAUCAUUAUGUGGCAGCGGCCGCCAYGGCGCCACAACACAUACYACACGGGAGCAACAGCAAUCGGCUGAAGGUGUACGAAGUCGCCUGGUCGGACACGUCGAAUGCGAUUACAACGACACGACGCGCCUACUUGCGCGCCACCACAGACAUUGUGCGCCACAUGCCGAUCUUCAGCGAGGAGGCMGCCAUCUUUGUGUCCAGCGGUCARGCGCGCAUCUGCGACAAUUGCGCCAUCACACAGUUCAUACCAUUUCCAUGCGACUACUGUUCGAAUCGCACAUCCGUUUACUGCUCGCGUAAAUGUCGCGCUCAACACUCAUCCAUACACGUGCUCGAAUGCUUCGCCCACCAGAUUGAGCUGUUCGAAGAAUUCGGCGAUGCGUUCGCCAAACCGCGCCUACUGCAGCUCGCCUUUCGCAUGCUCAUCACCGGCUUGCCGCAGGUGAUGCCGCAUUGUCGCAAACGACCGACGGUAAACAARAUGUGGAACGCCUUCAAUGGCAUACUCACCGAACGCACGGACAUACCAUAUUCGGCGCUGUUGCGCCUCGAAGCGCACCUCGAUAAAAUCGAYGCCGAGACAACCGUUUCACUCGCCAUUGCCGCACACAUACUAGCCAUCUAUUUGGCUGAGUGCACGGACUUUUUYGAGCACCUCGAUCUCAUGAUGCCCGCCACAACGAAGCUGACGCGCAGCGAAUGGAUUCUGCUCUCGGCCGCGCUGCUGUUGCGUCACAUCGGCCAGCUGAGACACAAACAUCUCACGCACUGCCCGUCCUUUGUGUUGCCCGCAGAUCCGCACAUAAUGUCGCCGCUGCACGAAUUUAGYCUCUGGUCGGCGGUAAAACACAUACGGCAGGGUCAAUUGCAUUUGUUGGCCGGCGAUGUGGCGUGCGUCGCCUACGCCGUCUAUCCGCAGACGUUGAGCUUGUGUCGGCAGUCGUGUGCCGGUCAAGUGUAUCGUAAACAUUCGGGGCGUCAGGUGACCGCUUAUGCCACAUGUGACAUUCUAUUGGGCGCUUGCAUUGGCAAUUGUUUCGUUUACGCUGGUGAUUAUCGACAAUCGUUGUACGAGACACGGAGGCAGGACCUCAAGGUGCGCGGCAUCGACUGCAAGUGCGACAAGUGCUUUCGUCCAUAUCCGGAUGAGGAUUUUCAUAAAUUUCAUCGCUAUCGCUGUGAUAAUCCGAAAUGCAUGCAAAUAUUCACACCAAACGCCAGCGAUUUGAAAUACACGCGCAACUUACGCUGGUGGCGCAGUCCAUAUUACACACACCCGAACAACGAGGGCGCCGAUCUGUUGGUGUGCAGCGCCUGCGACGAAACGCAAAAGCUGGAAUGGUUUUGGACCUUCAAUACGGCACUGAGCGACUGCGAUUCGGUUGAGAUGCGCUGUAAGUUGUACGCGGCCRUUGAGCGAGCCGACACGCAACUCGUUGAAAUGAACGAGUGCAAAGUCGCUUUGGCGCGCCAACUAGUCGAGCAGUGCUUGUUGAUGCAUCGAGAGGGACAAAAACCGCUCGACGAUUGGGAAUUCAAUAAGCUGGGCUCGAUUAUGCGCAACGCGCUUAAUAUUGUAGCUGCACAAUGUGGUGUCUUUAGCAUAGAAUAUAUACAGCAUAUGUCCUAUUUUUGGGACAUCAUGGCGCUUAGCAAUUACAAAUGUGGCGAUAAGGAACUGAUGCAGAUGUUGCAAGCGCUCGAAUACAUACCGGAUGAGUAUAAAGAGAUCUUCAUCAACUACUAUGAUGACUUCAUAACACCGAAAUUCGCGGAGGAGACCUAUACCAGUCUCAUGGAUACGCAAGUCUAG
Messenger RNA from Bactrocera latifrons, 3354 nucleotides. RefSeq lists its product as uncharacterized. Bases 1 to 3354 code for a protein of 1117 amino acids. Gene Ontology annotation, molecular function: protein binding. The transcript has 6 exons. The record is from RefSeq and is a predicted model, not a curated record. NCBI's taxonomy places the organism in Eukaryota, Metazoa, Arthropoda, Insecta, Diptera, Tephritidae.